AUGCGAGCCCUAUCGCGCUACCUUCGACAGCUUCCGCUCUGGCUGGUCAUGGUCAGUAGCCUGGUCCAGGCUAAUCUCAACAUCCAAGUCAAUGAUGCUGACUCCCUUGCGACGGCCGGCACGUCCAUCGCCGACCCGUUGAUGACCUUUUACAAACAAAAUCAAACCGAAGGAAUCCCCGGAAAACUCACCGACACAUGGUACAUUGCCGGUAGCAUGUUCAUGACCCUCAUUCAAUUCUGGCAAGCCUCCGGCGUCGAUACCUACAAUUCCGUCGUCUCGCAUGACCUGAUGUUCCAGGCCGGCGAGAACUACGACUUCUUCUCCGCCAACUACAGUCAAUGGCUGGGUAACGAUGACCAAAUGUUCUGGGGACUGGCUGCCAUCACUGCUUCCGAGGCUGGCCUCCCGGAGCGGGACGGCAAACCGUCUUGGACCUCGCUUGCACGCGCGGUGUUCAACAUGCAGGUUAACCGCUGGGACAACGAUACCUGCAAUGGCGGCAUGCGGUGGCAGGUGUGGCCGUAUCAGGCGGGGUAUACAAUGAAGAACGCCAUUUCGAACGGAGGACUGUUUGAGCUGUCGGCCCGACUUGCCCGCUUCACCAAGAAUGAAACCUAUGCUGAAUGGGCGGAGAAGAUCUGGGACUGGUCCUCCACAACGCCGCUACUGAAUACGAACCUCACUAUUUGGAACAUUGCCGAUUCGACCUCCAAUGAGGCCAACUGCAAAGAUGCGGGUAACAACCAAUGGACAUACAACUACGGAACAUAUUUAUCCGGAGCGGCUUUCAUGUAUAACUACACCAACGGAAGCGAAAUAUGGCAGGAGCGCGUCAGCCGGUUGCUUGAUGCGACCUUCGCUAAGUUCUUCCCGACCCAGUUCAGCAGCCCCGACUACGGCAACGGGACGGUUCUGUCGGAGGUGGCGUGCGAACCGAUUCUGUCGUGCGAUCGCAACCAGCUCGGCUUCAAGGGCUAUGUUGCCAUGUGGUUGGCGUUCACGGCGAUCCUGGUGCCCUCCAAGAGAGAUCUCAUCGCCCCCAAAUUGGCAGGAUCAGCCGAGGCCAUCGGUUUGCAGUGCUCGGGUACGGCCAAUGGAAUGAGCAACCUGUGUGGUGUGCGAUGGUACCAGCCGGGGUGGGACGGCUCGCUGGGACUCGAAGUCCAGAUGAGCGCGCUGGGUGGCGUUACCUCGCAGCUGAUGCUGCUGGCCAGUGACUCGCCGAAGACGAUCGAAACCAACCCCAACGCAACGGAGCACCACAUCGACACGAGCGCCGACGAGAGAAACCCGUCGGAGUCGAAGCCCAUCACGACCGCCGAUCGCGCGGGGGCGUGGAUCCUCACGCUGAUGUUGGGAGGCGGCGCGAUUGGAUGUGUGGGGUGGCUAAUUAAGACACAAUAG
Molecule: messenger RNA, 1407 nt
Organism: Aspergillus homomorphus CBS 101889
Lineage: Eukaryota; Fungi; Ascomycota; Eurotiomycetes; Eurotiales; Aspergillaceae
Product: glycoside hydrolase family 76 protein
Exons: 4
Coding region: 1-1407 (468 amino acids)
Biological process (GO): fungal-type cell wall biogenesis; carbohydrate catabolic process
Molecular function (GO): mannan endo-1,6-alpha-mannosidase activity
Source: RefSeq, a predicted model, not a curated record